UGACGACAACACGGAAGUGUCAUGGCGCCGUGCAGCAUCAUCACCAUCAUGCAGUGUCAGAGAAAGCACUAGCUCAAAACAAUUUGUAAUGACUAUCAAGUUUCCUGUUAAUAUCUGAUAAAAACGUACGAGGAAUACUAAGAUGGCGGCUUCAGGUGACCCCAGCGGUCAACGCGUGCCGACUCCUGGAAGCAGCGGUAAUGUAGGACAGCUGAUGGGCCGUCGACCACCAGCUGCCCUCUCUACUGGCCGCCUCCCGUCAAUGCGAUCAAGAGACCUCACCCUGGGGGGAGUAAAGAAGAAAACAUUUACACCAAACAUUAUUGGCCGAAAAGUUAGAGAAGAAGCAAAAGUUGAAGUCGGACAGAGGAGAGACAGGAAGGAUGCAGAUCGAGGUCGAGGGUCGAGAGAUCGAGGCAGGGGCCGAGGUCGCGGAGAGGUCAUCCAGUCCCACUCUAUUUUUGAACAGGGGCCUGCAGAGAUGAUGAUGAAAAAGAGAGGUGGCUUUGAAAGUGAGAGAGAUGCUCCGAGCAUGGGACCUUCACCCAUCAUUAACAUUAAAAAGGAGAAGAGGGAGACAGAAGAGGAGACCAAAGAGAUUCUGCGCAAGCUGGAGCGAGACAAUUUCAUAGACGACCCCUUCCUGAGGAGCGAGCGGAGGAGCUGCCCUGUUCAGCUUCCCCUCGCUGUGUCCGGAUGGGGAUUCAAGGAGGAAUUUAGUGACGCUGCUGUUAAAAUUGAGAAGACAGACGAGGAUUGUGAACCCAUGGAGCCUGCAGUUGAAGUCAAACAAGAGCCAGAAGAAAUGGAAAUAAAGAAGAUAGAGGCGACUUUCAGGCCUCCUCCGCUCCCUGAACCUGAAGUUCUUCCUGACCUGCUGCACAAAUGGAGUCUGAGCAAAGCCGAUGAGCUGUUCUUCGUUCAGCUGCCCGACUCGCUGCCCGGCCAGCCUCCCACCAAAGAGCACAGGCCGGUAAAAACAGAGGUGCAGUCAGAGGACGGACAGUCUGUGCUUCUGAAAACAGAGACUCAGGAGGAGGAAGCUGAAGACAACAACUGCAAUCUGAAAGAUCUGCGGGAGGGUGUCAUAGGGAAGAUGCUGGUUCGGAAGUCUGGCCGGGUGCAGCUCAUUCUGGGACAGGUGACGCUGGAUGUGUCUUUAGGAACAUCAUGCGCUUUCCUUCAGGAACUGGUCUCUAUUGGCACAGAGGGAAAAACUGGCAACUUGACUGUGUUGGGGAAUAUUAAACACAAGAUGGUUUGCUCCCCAGACUUUGAGGCUCUGCUGGAGAGCAGCGCUUGACACCUCACAGUCGGACGCACUGACAACAAGCUCUCUUCCUUUAGAACCUGACAUCUAAUAGAAGUAUGAUUGAUUAUUUUCAGAGUGGCUACAACAGCAUCUAAAUACACUAUAAAUAUGAAACAGAAGCGAGGUUUUAUUUUCAUCUGGUGAAAGAAGUUUAUUAAUUCACAGUUCAAAGCUUGAACGGUGUGCCAAGUUUCAGUACUGUUUCUGCUCCUCUAUAUCUGAAAUUACUUGACAAGACUGUACAUGGAUGUAAAUGUGUGAAUAAAACAUUUUUUUGUUACUCCA
This is a messenger RNA of Acanthochromis polyacanthus (spiny chromis), 1597 nucleotides long. RefSeq names its product polymerase (RNA) III (DNA directed) polypeptide D (gene polr3d). Gene Ontology annotation, cellular component: RNA polymerase III complex. Lineage: Eukaryota; Metazoa; Chordata; Actinopteri; Pomacentridae. Gene Ontology annotation, biological process: transcription by RNA polymerase III. The transcript is spliced from 9 exons. Gene Ontology annotation, molecular function: DNA binding. The coding region runs from base 143 to 1303 and encodes 386 amino acids. The record is from RefSeq and is a predicted model, not a curated record.